CCUACGGCAGCGCGGAAGCCGGCCUUCGGGUCGGGUCGGGUCGGGUCGGAUCGGAUCGGGUCGGGUCCGGGCGAAGCCAGUUCCCGGUAGAGCAGCCUGGCGGAGGGGGCAGAGCGGCCACGAUGAGGUGCUGCCGCGUCUGCGCCUUCGAUGCCGCCCGAGGGCCCCGGCGGCUGAUGCGCGUGGGACUUGCGCUGAUCCUGGUGGGCCACGUGAAUCUCCUAGUGGGAGCUGUGCUGCAUGGUACUGUCCUGCGGCACGUGGCCAACCCCCGUGGCGCGGUCACUCCUGAGUACACCACAGCCAAUGUCAUUUCUGUGGGUUCGGGACUACUGAGCGUUACCGUGGGACUUGUGGCCCUUUUGGCAUCCAGGAACCUUCUUCUCCCACGACUGCACUGGGCCCUGCUGACGCUGGCCUUGGUGAACCUGCUCUUGUCUGCUGCCUGCUCCAUGGGCCUCCUCCUGGCUGUGUCGCUCACUAUUGCCAAUGGUGGCCGCCGUCUUAUUGCUGACUGCCAUCCAGGACUGAUGGAUCAUUCCAUACCACUGGACCAGGGGCCUGGACACACUGACUGCCCCUUUGAUCCCACAAGAAUUUAUGAUACAGCCUUGGCUCUCUGGAUCCCUUCUCUGUUCAUGUCUGCAGCUGAAGCUGUUCUCUCUGGUUACUGUUGUGUGGCUGCACUCACGCUACGGGGAAUUGGGCCCUUCAGGAAGGAAGGGUUGCAGGGACAGCUGGAGGAACUGACAGAGCUUGAACCUCUUGAGUGUAAAAGGCAGGAGAAUAUACAGCUGCUCCACCACCACCAGGAUUUCCAGGCCUUACAGAAAACCUGGGUUUAGGACAGGAGGUGCUCGGCUGAGGCGCAUACCACAGGUGUUUUCUACUACGCACGCCAUGGGGCCCCAACCCUAGGGCGCUAUAAAUAAUUGUAAUAAAAGAACUUGGUUUUUGUCUUCG
This is a messenger RNA of Rattus norvegicus (Norway rat), 963 nucleotides long. RefSeq names its product keratinocyte associated protein 3 (gene Krtcap3). NCBI's taxonomy places the organism in Eukaryota, Metazoa, Chordata, Mammalia, Rodentia, Muridae. The transcript has 7 exons. Gene Ontology annotation, cellular component: membrane. The record is from RefSeq and is marked provisional. The coding region runs from base 123 to 845 and encodes 240 amino acids.